UCCCGGGGUCGCGCGCAGGGGCUCGCGCCUCGCCUCGCCACAAUGGCCGCCGGGCGCAGCGCUUCGCUCCGUUGAGGAGGACGAGAAGAAGAGCUCCCGCCGCCCGUCUCUUCGUUCCCGCGCCGCUCUCCAUCUCAAAACUCUCCGUCGUCGUCGCCGUCUUCGCCUCGUUUUACCCGUGGUUAUUUUAUUGUUUUUUUUUUGCUGCGCGCGCUGCGACCCGACGACGCGUAAUCUCCCUUCACGGCUGAGGCGCGGCGCUCGGGGGGUGGGGAGGGAGAGGGUCGCAGUCGCCGCCAUCAUCGGCCGCUGUCGUUUUUGUCGCCGCCGCCGCCGCCUGCUGCUGCUGUUGCCGCCGUAGCUGUUUUUGGUGGCCGCUGGCGUCUUCUCCGCGCGGGGCGGGAGGGGGAGUUUGAGCUCAUCGUGAGGCGAGGAGCCCGCGCCAAGCCGCCAUAUUAAUCGACUCCGCGGCCACUGCCGUUAUCGACACACCACCUCUUCGUCUUCUUCAUCGUCGUCGUCGUCUCUCCGCUGCCACCACCCGGCUCGGGAGGAAGAGAGGGGAGGAGAGUGGAAGCGCAGCGACCGGGUCUUCCCUCACCGACCGACCGCUCGCCCCCUGCCGAGCCGCUGUGUCCGCGUCCUCUUCGCAGAGAAGCGAGAGGCAGGCGGCUUUCUCCACCGCGGGAAGACGAGGUUGGGGUGGAGGGUAGGUGACGAGGUGUGAUUGGAUUGCGAAACUUUGCCUCGGACGAGGUGGCCCGGGAAUUAUUAUUUGGUGCAGUGACGUCACAGACGUAAACAGUGGGGGGAGAAAGAAGUAGGUCGUCGUCGGCAGCGCACGGAUACAGCAGCCACAGCAGCCACAGCCGCCGCCGCGGAGGCUGUGGGAGUGACGCGGCGGCCCGGCAUGGCCGCCCCGCGCUAGAGAGUCGAGCGAGGCGGAGCGGCGGCCCCUGUUGACUCCUUCAGCGGCUCCUGCCUGCACGCCCGCCCGCCCGGCACGCCAGCCUGCCCAGCACGCACGCACGCACGCGGACCCUCCCACGACUGCUCCCCACCCCCCCUCCACUAACCCUCCACCCCUCUUUACCCCGCCGCACCCUCGCCCUCGGCACCCCCCAACCCCACACCACCACCACCACCCCCCCACACACGCCACAGAUGCGCGGCUCCGGGAGCUUUCCGUGCGCCGGGCCCCGCGCCUGAAUGCGCGGCGGUGGCGGCCGCGGCGCCCCCAGCCUCACUCUGUCCUCGCCGCGCGCGAUGGGUCUGGAUUUCGACGUGAAAACAUUCUGCACGAAUCUUCGCGCCACCAAGCCCCCCUACGAGUGCCCCGUGGAGAGCUGCGGCAAGAUCUACAAGAGCUACAGCGGCAUCGAGUACCACCUGUACCACUACGACCACGAGAACCCGGGACAGCCCACGCCCAUGAAGAAGCCGCGCAAGAAGGGCCGCUACAGCCGCUCCACGGUGGGCGGCCGCCGCUCCCCGUCGCCCGAGUUCAGCCGCUCGCCCAACCGCGAGACGCUGACCUACGCGCAGGCGCAGCGCCUCGUCGAGGUGGACAUCGACGGGCGCCUGCACCGCAUCAACAUCUUCGACCCGCUCGAGAUCAUCUCCGAGGACGACCUAACGGCGCAGGAGCUGUCCGAGUGCAACAGCAACAAGGAGAACACCGAGCAGCACCAGCAGCAGCAGCAGGCGCCGCCACCCACCCCGGCCAAGCCGAGCCGCCACAAGGACAAGCAGCGCAAGGACGGAGCCGGCGCCCAGCAUGGGCACGGCGGCGCCGCCGGCGGUGGAGGAGGCGGCGGCGGUCCCACGGGUGGAGGCGGUGGCGGCGGCCCGUCGUGCAAGCUGCCCGAGGCGUCGUUCCGCCUGCUGGACCACGAGACGCCGGACGCGCCGCCGCGCACGCCCGCCUACUACCGCUACAUCGAGAAGUCCGUGGACGAGCUGGACGAGGAGGUGGAGUACGACAUGGACGAGGAGGACUACGCGUGGCUGGACAUGAUGAACGAUAAGCGCAAGGCGGGCGGCGCGAGCGCCGUGUCGCAGGAGGCGUUCGAGCUGCUCAUGGACCGCUUCGAGAAGGAGUCGUACUUCGAGAGCCGCAACAAGGGCGGCCCGCACGCCCUCAUCGACGAGGACGCCGUCUGCUGCAUCUGCAACGACGGCGAGUGCCAGAACAGCAACGUGAUCCUCUUCUGCGACAUGUGCAACCUGGCGGUGCACCAGGAGUGCUACGGGGUACCCUACAUCCCCGAGGGCCAGUGGCUCUGCCGCCGCUGCCUGCAGUCGCCCUCGCGGGCCGUGGACUGCGCGCUGUGCCCCAACAAGGGCGGCGCCUUCAAGCAGACGGACGACGGUCGCUGGGCGCACGUGGUGUGCGCCCUGUGGAUCCCCGAGGUGUGCUUCGCCAACACCGUCUUCCUGGAGCCCAUCGACAGCAUCGACAACAUCCCGCCGGCCCGCUGGAAGCUCACAUGCUACAUCUGCAAGCAGCGCGGCUCGGGCGCCUGCAUCCAGUGCCACAAGGCCAACUGCUACACGGCCUUCCACGUGACGUGCGCCCAGCAGGCGGGACUCUACAUGAAGAUGGAGCCCGUGCGCGAGACGGGCAACGCCGCCUCGUCGUCCGCCUCGUCGUCGGCGGCGGCAGCGGCGGGGGCCGCGGGGGGCUCGAGCUCGUCGGCUGCCGCGGCGGCCGCGGCGGCGGCGGCAGCGGCGGCCGCCUCCGGCGUGGCGGGUUCGUCGUCGUCGUCGGCGGCCGCGUCGUUCAGCGUGCGCAAGACCGCCUACUGCGACGUGCACACGCCGCCGGGCUCGGUGCGCCGCCCGCUGCUGCUGUCGAGCGAGCCCGAGGAGGAGGAGGAGGAGGAAGAGGAGGAGGAGGAGAAGAAGGGCGCCUCGGCGGCGAGCAGCGAGAAGGCCAAGAAGGCGAAAGCCAAGUCGCGGCAGAAGAUGAAGAAGGCGCGCAAGAUCCUGGCCGAGAAGCGCGCCGCCGUGCCCGUGGUGUCGGUGCCCUGCAUCCCCCCGCAGAGGCUGAAGAAGAUAGUGAGCCGGGUAACGAUGCAGAGGAAGAAAGAGUUCAUGACGAGGUUGCAGAGCUACUGGACCCUGAAGAGGCAGUCGAGGAACGGCGUGCCCCUGCUGAGGAGGCUGCAGUCGCACUUGCAGUCCCAGCGGAGCGCCGAGCAGCGGGAGAACGACGAGAAGAACAGCGCCCUGAAGGAGCAGCUCAAGUACUGGCAGAGGCUGCGGCAGGACCUGGAGCGCGCGCGUCUGCUCAUCGAGCUCAUCCGCAAGCGAGAGAAACUCAAGCGGGAACAGAUCAAGGUGCAGCAGGCGGUGCUGGAGAUGCAGCUGACGCCUUUCCUGGUCCUGCUGCGGAGGUCACUUGAACAGCUGCAGGAGAGGGACACGAACAACAUCUUUGCUGAGCCCGUGUCCAUAGAGGAGGUUCCGGAUUACCUGGACUACAUCAAGAAGCCCAUGGACUUUUCGGGCAUGCGGGCACGCCUGGAGGCGCAUGGCUACUGCACACUGGACGAUUUUGAGAACGACUUCGACCUGAUCGUGGCGAACUGCAUGCAGUACAACAGCAAGGACACCAUCUUCUACAAGGCGGCCGUGCGGCUACGUGACCAGGGUGGUGCCAUCCUGCGGCAGGCCCGGCGGCAGGCCGAGAAGAUUGGCUUCGACUACGCCACUGGCAUGCAUCUACCCACGGCACCGCUGCUCAUCGAGCCGCCCGUGCUCAAGUGGGAGGAAGUGGACAACCUGCUGCUGGCGGAGAACCGGGUGCACAUGUCGCUGGAGGAGCAGCUGCGGGAGCUGCUCGAAAAGCUGGACUUGACGACGAGCAUGCGCCUGGGCGGUGCACGCUCGCGCCGCGCCAAACUCCUGCGCAAGGAGAUAAACGUGGUGCGGCGAAAGAUGUCGACACACCACGAGGGCACAAGGCGGGGCAGCAGCGGUAGCGGCGGUGGGGCCCAGCAAAGGAGCAACGGGGAGCUGUGUAGCCCGGUGACGAGGACACGCGCAAACGGCGUUGGCGAGGAGGCGGCCAGCACCGCUGCCGCCACCACGCCGCCGGCCAUUGGCGCUGACGGCAACAAAGACUCGGCGACUUCGCAGUCCUCGCCCGUGUCGGACGUCGGCCGGCGCACCUCAGUGCUCUUCACUCGCAAGUGCCGAGGGGGCACGCGGCGAGGCCCCGGCCGUGCAAGCCGGCACGCGGACCCCGACACGUGCGCGGACGGCGCCGAAGGCGGGCAGGGAGCGGGAGACGCCGCCGCCAACGCCGCCUCCAAUGCCGUUUCCCCCGCCGCCAACUCGAGAAAGCGCGCGCGCAGCUCCAGCGCAUGCUCGGACACGGACGCCGGCGCCACGAGCACACACAUGCACAAUGGGCUGAGCAAUGGCUAUGAAAAUGGCUCGGAUGGCGAGGAGCCGCGCUCUAAUCACAGCGAAAUGCAUCGUCUCUCCUGCGGCUCCGACUCCGACUCUGGCUCAAGCUUCAACAGCAGCGACCACAGCAGCGGCUCUGAGAAAAAGAACGGACAGGGAAAGCGGGGACACGGUCCGGACGAUGGCACGAUAGAAAACGGAGACCUGCCCGCGUUCUCGGACCCAGAGGCGCAGUGUGGACGGGGAAAGAAAGGGCUUGGGAAAUCCACAGCUAACCUGAAGGGACCCAACCGGCCGAACAUCUGGUUCUCCGAAGACGUUGACACGCCAAUGGAACCGCUCGACCUGGUUUGGGCAAAGUGUCGGGGCUACCCAUCCUACCCCGCACUGAUAAUUGACCCGAAGAUCCCUCGGGAAGGCUUCUACCACAACAGUGUGCCGAUCCCGCUGCCGCCGAUGGACGUGCUGACACUGGGCGAGGCGAUGGCGGCCGAGGCUGGGGAGAGUCUCUUCCUGGUGCUGUUUUUUGACAACAAGCGCACCUGGCAGUGGCUCCCACGCUCCAAGCUGAUGCCGCUGGGCAUCGAGGAGAGCCUGGACAAGCUGAAGAUGAUGGAGGGCCGCAAGUCCAACAUCCGCAAGUCCGUGCAGAUCGCCUACGACCGUGCCAUGACCCACCGGAGCCGAGUGCAGGGAGAGAACAGUGACUCGAGCGACGUAGAGUGAGCGAGCGCCUUCCUGCCCUCCCCGACCCUGCGUAUUUCCCCGCCUUACCUCAAUCACUGAUGAAAGUGAGCUCUGGCCGCGGCGCCACAGACUUCUGCUCCAGUAGUAGGGGAGGCUGCUCGGUGUGUGGUGGCCUGACUGUGCCGGGGCCCCCACCGCUCCCUGGGUCCCACGCGGCAGCAUCUCCCGACUGCCGCCGCCACCCUCUGCCCGCCUCGCCUGAUUUUAAUGGACUUCAGCCAGUGAAGCCUGCGGGAGCGCAGAUGUGUUGUGCCGUCACGGCAACACCACUUGUACUUGUUGCUGUACAAAGGUGUUUUAAAUUCCCGCUUUUACGCGCUCUUUGUUUUCCAAGUGGCGACGCUGUAAAGAUGCCUUCUUAUGGAUGGACUUUGGUUUUACAGAGUGUGUAUAUUAUUCUUCACAGCCCUCUUAAACAGAAGGCGGCGCCCGCGUUAUAUCUGUGGUAUCCGAACUAUUCACUUGAACUGUUUUUUGACACAUUGUCUAAUGAAAAGUGAUGUGACUUUUGUUAAAUGUGCAUGAUCUGGUAAACUGUAUUUUUAUACCUGCAUUAUUUUUUACUGUCACCAUCUGGCUGUACUCUGUUCUGGUCUUUUAUUUUGUGAAGUACUGGGGACCUAAAGUAGAAAUGUUAAAUGUACUGUUCUGGCAGUCUGUACUUUAUAUUUAUUGUAGAAACGAGUGCUUUGAUUGAUAGUAAUUUUUAUAAGGUGCUUGACUAGUCGGAAAGUGGUUUAUGGAAAUAUCUCUAUAUUUGUUUCAUGUUUUAUUUCAUCACAGUUCAGACUGUCAGUUUUGUUUCAAACCAAUAAAUGUGAUGAAAUCGUUUAAUUUCGUACAGAUGUGUGGUUUGCUCUCCAGCUCAUCUCCUGAUAUCUACACUUUUGUCAGUGAGAUGAAUAUAAAGUGACUACUGUGCUAUUAGUUUUUUAUGUGUAGAUAAGUGAACGACAGUUCGAUAAAAUUAAGCAAUAACAUAGCCGAGAUGUUUCUAGUUUGCAUUUUUUGUGGGAAGAUGAAUAAUAUAAGAUAAAUAUUAAAAAUAAGCCUUUUGGUCAGAGGUCCCUGAGAGUUUUGCCCAGUGUUUCCAAGGAUGGUAGGCUGACGCAAAGAAAAAUCAUCACAUGGUUGUCAAGUAUCGUUUUAAGAAUAACAUGUUUAAACUUUUAAGGAUUAUGUAAUAAUAAAGUGCCAUACAUUAAAA
Molecule: messenger RNA, 6370 nt
Organism: Petromyzon marinus (sea lamprey)
Lineage: Eukaryota; Metazoa; Chordata; Hyperoartia; Petromyzontiformes; Petromyzontidae
Product: peregrin-like
Biological process (GO): regulation of transcription by RNA polymerase II
Molecular function (GO): protein binding
Source: RefSeq, a predicted model, not a curated record